GACAUUUGAGUAAAAGAAAUCAGAAACAAAGAAACCGAGACAGGCCCGUCAAUGCUCUGCGAGCACGAGAGUGGUGAGCUGAUAAGUGCAUUCUGUCUGAAAUUAUCAAACUCUUCAAAAGAAUGCAUCAAUGGUUAAACUAGUCACGUAAAUACAAACAAUCCUGAAUUCGGAGACCCUUUCUCCUUCUUUUCUUCUCUGCAUUCCAGCUUAGAAAAGAAAACAAAGGGGCGAUCCAUUGGGAAUACUCACAAAAUCUAUUUUUCUUUCUUUUUCUUUUAUUUUUUUACAUUUAAUUUUGGUAAAGAAUGGAAGAGGCAAAGGCAUUGCAGCAACAUCAACAGCAACUACUGUUGCAGCAGCAGCAGCAGCAACAACAUCAACAACAACAUCAACAACAACACCAUUUCAUGCUGUUACAGCAAUUGCAGAAGCAGCAGCAACAACAGCAAGCACAAGCAGCUGCAAUCUCUCGAUUCCCUUCAAACAUCGACGCCCACUUGCGACCCAUAAGGCCCCUCGGUCUCCAACAAAAUCCUAGCCCUAACCCUAAUUCUGCGCCUAACCCUAACCCUAACAAUCCCAUCCUCAAUCUGCAGCAGCAGCAGCAUCACCAGAACCCUAAUUCCAAUCAUGUCUCACAGCAGCAGACCCAGCAAUCGCAAACACAAUCUCAAACGCAGCAGCAUCAGCAACAACAGCAGCAGCAACAACAACAGAAAGCGAUUCGCCCUGGGAACCAGAUGGAGCUACAGAUGGCAUACCAAGAUGCAUGGCGGGUCUGUCACCCUGACUUUAAGCGACCAUUCUCUUCUCUUGAAGAUGCCUGCGAGAGAUUAUUGCCAUAUCAUGUUGUGGCAGACUAUGAAGCAGAAGAAGAUGAUAGGAUACUGGAUUCUGACACCACCGGCCAGAUGCUUUCACGGUCCCAGCAGUGGGAUAAUAAUAUUGCUGCUAAAAUUGCUGAGUUCACAGCAACUUUUGAGAAGCAGGCACUUGCCUUCAAUAUAAUAACCCAAAAAAGAGGUUUGGGGGAAUUCCGAUCUGAGGAGAGAUUGAUGUUUGAGCAGGCACUUCUUCAGGAGGAAAAGCGAGCUAUGUUGGAAUUAAGAGCUGAACUAGAGUCCAGGGAGAAGGCUGGUCGUGAAGCCCACGAGGCUAAACUUCGGAUGGCAAUGGUCCAGGCAGAGCAGGCUCGGGCUGAUUCACAGUCUCAUGCUGAAAUGAUGUCUCGAACCCCAAUAAGAGGGAGUGCACUUGGGUCCCAAGGGAGCGACAUCGCAAUCGGUCAUGACAUGAGAGAGCAGGAUCAGGGAGGCAACGCAGGUGAGAUGAUGAAUGGAUGGGGAAACAAUGCUCAGAGAGAAGAGAAGGAGCCAUCUGAUGAUUUCUUAAAUGAUGAAGCUGAAAAUGGGGACACUGGCACGCAGGAUGGCUGGCGUGAUGUUGGUGAAUUUGAUCUGAAUGCUAGGUGAUUCUCGACAUAGAUCGAUGAAUAAAACCUUUUGACUGAUAGAGCCUGAAGUAAGGAAACAAUAUCCAUUUUUUUAAAAAAAUGAUUAUUCUGGGCAUCAUAUUGAUCUUCAAGCUGCUAUCUUAAGAUUGUUUUUCUCAAUCUAUGUCCAUUGACAAGUGCGGAAGAUAAAACUGUUAAGCCAAUAUUAGAUUGGAUGAAUAUGAAGUUACGCUCGCCACAUAGUGCAGUGCACAUGAUCUCCAUCAUUAUGUCCAAAAGAAUGUUAUAUCCAUAAGCAUACAAAUGUUCAAUCAAAUGUAUAUCUCUAGUUUUAUGGGAAACUGGUUUCAUUGUUGCUGGUGAUCUAAUAUGUUGACUACCAUUUUUCUCAUUUAAAAGAUUGAGGUAAAACAUGUAGUUUAAUUUCCUUGCUCUGAAGCAAAAUUGUUUUCAGUUGCUCGUGUGCUGAUGUGCAUGGCAAUUUGACUAGCAAGUGUUGGUAGUUCCUGGCAAGUGAUGUCAGCUAUUAAUGUGCAAGAAUUUGUUUACUGAAUGA
This is a messenger RNA of Arachis ipaensis, 2012 nucleotides long. RefSeq names its product mediator of RNA polymerase II transcription subunit-like protein. NCBI's taxonomy places the organism in Eukaryota, Viridiplantae, Streptophyta, Magnoliopsida, Fabales, Fabaceae. Gene Ontology annotation, cellular component: SWI/SNF complex. Gene Ontology annotation, biological process: positive regulation of DNA-templated transcription. The record is from RefSeq and is a predicted model, not a curated record.